UUUAAGAAAUAGCCACCGUCAAAUAUAAUGCCGUGGUGCCUGACGAGAAGCUAGAACUGCGUCUCUGCCAAACAGCGAUGGCGACCAAAGCAAGUGCUCACACUCUUCCCCAAUCAGAAGCCGCUUCGAAAAGCUACUUCUUAGCUUCUAAAUGGGAACCGAAUGCUCCGUUGACGGAGCAGCAACAAGCGGCUAUUGUCGCACUGUCUCAUGCUGUCGCGGAGCGACCAUUUCCUGCCAAUUUGGCACAAGAGCAUAUUUCAGGGCAGGAGAAUGGCUUAUCAGUUUCUGCAAAGGAAAAUGGUUUUGCAGAAUCUGAGGCGAUAGAAGCCGUUUUAGUCAAUACCAAUGAGUUUUACAAAUGGUUUACAGAUCUUGAAUCUGCUAUGAAGUCAGAGACAGAGGAGAAAUAUCAGCACUAUGUUAACAGUUUAACGGAGCGCAUAGAGACGUGUGAUAAUAUACUUUCUCAGGUUGAUGAAACCCUGGACCUGUUCAAUGAACUACAGCUGCAACACCAAGCAGUAGCUAUAAAGACUAAAACUCUUCAUGAUGCCUGUGAUAGACUGGUAUUAGAGAAGCAGAGACUGAUUGAAUUUGCUGAUGCGCUUCGCAGUAAACUCAAAUACUUUGAUGAAUUGGAGAAUAUUGCUCCAAAUUUUUACUCCCCAAGCAUGAAUGUUGGAAAUUCAAACUUUCUCCCGCUUCUGAAACGGCUUGAUGACUGCAUAUCGUAUGUCGAAAGCAAUCCACAAUAUGAAGAAUCUAGCAUUUAUUUGCUCAAAUUUCGGCAACUCCAGUCUCGAGCACUGGGUAUGAUCCGUUCUCAUGUUCUAUCGGUUCUCAAAAGCGCAUCUUUUCAGGUUGAGGCAGCAAUUCGUAGCAGUGGUGGCAGCAAGACAUCUGUUUCUGAGGGUGUUGAGGCAUCUGCCAUCUAUGUCCGCUUCAAGGCAGCAGCAAGUGAGCUUAAGCCAGUUCUGGAGGAAAUUGAGAGCCGAUCGUCAAGGAAAGAGUACCUUCAGAUCCUUGGAGAAUGCCACAAACUGUAUUGUGAACGGAGACUUUCCUUGGUAAAAGGUAUAGUGCAGCAGCGUAUAUCUGAGUUUUCGAGGAAAGAAGCCUUGCCAUCAUUGACUAGAUCAGGAUGUGCAUAUUUGAUGCAGGUCUGUCAACUUGAGCACCAACUAUUUGAUCACUUUUUCCCGUCAUCUUCUGAGGAUGUUUCAAGUUUGGCUCCGUUACUAGAUCCUUUGUCAACCUACUUGUAUGAUACCUUACGCCCAAAACUUAUACAUGAAACAAAUGUUGAUCUUCUUUGUGAACUUGUUGAUAUACUUAAGAUUGAAGUCUUGGGGGAACAGCUAAGUAGACGGAGCGAGUCAUUAGCUGGACUACGUCCUACAUUACAAAGAAUUCUAGCUGAUGUUCAUGAACGAUUGACUUUUCGUGCUCGGACACACAUUCGUGAUGAGAUUGCAAAUUAUAUUCCUACUAAUGAAGACUUGGAUUACCCUGCAAUUUUGGAGCGAUCUGCUGAGAUGAAAUCAGAAUCUACUUCCUCUGAUGAAAACUCAGAUGUAUUUAAAACUUGGUACCCACCCCUGGAAAAAACUCUAUCGUGUCUUUCAAAGCUGUACCGUUGUUUAGAACCAGCUGUCUUCACUGGUCUGGCACAGGAAGCGGUAGAAGUUUGCUCUAUAUCAAUCCAGAAAGCUAGCAAACUAAUUGCAAAGAGGUCAGCAGCAAUGGACGGGCAGCUCUUCCUUAUCAAAGACCUUUUAAUUUUACGAGAGCAGAUUGCGCCAUUCGACAUAGAGUUUUCAGUCACAUAUAAGGAACUUGAUUUCUCUCAUUUACUGGAGCACCUAAGACGGAUCCUAAGAGGUCAAGCCUCGCUAUUUGAUUGGUCAAGAUCAACUUCAUUGGCAAGGACCUUGUCUCCUAGAGUUUUGGAAAGUCAAAUAGAUGCCAAGAAGGAAUUGGAGAAAAGCCUAAAGGCCACUUGCGAGGAAUUCAUUAUGUCAGUCACGAAGUUAGUUGUGGACCCAAUGCUUUCGUUUGUAACCAAGGUGACUGCUGUGAAAGUGGCCUUGUCAUCUGGUAAUCAAAGUCAAAAGGCAGACUCAGUUUUGGCCAAGCCGCUUAAGGAUCAAGCUUUUGCCACUCCUGAUAAGGUGGCUGAACUUGUUCAGAAGGUAAAUACAGCUAUUCAGGAAGAGUUGCCGCAGGUGAUGUCAAAGAUGAAGCUUUAUCUGCAGAAUCCUUCAACCCGAAUAAUACUUUUUAAGCCAAUAAAGACAAAUAUUGUGGAAGCUCAUAUCCAAGUGCAAUCCCUGCUAAAAGCAGAGUAUUCCCUCGAAGAUCAAAGAACCAUAAACAUGGUAUCUAUCCAGGAUCUGCAAACACAACUUGAUAGUCUUCUGUAGAUCCCUCUAUUCAGUUGCCCCGUCAUCAUUCAUCACCAUCCCUUCUCUCAAAUUAUACUGACUACACGAGAAAAUUUACAUUCUUUAAUGUAAUAGUGGUUUUGAAAAUUUCUGUGGAUUUUAAACUUUUCAAAAAUCAUAACUCAUUUUUGCCCGUGGUGUCUACAUGGGAAAGUAAUGUCAGCGCAAGUAACGUGCAGAGGAAGAUAUCUUCUAUGAUGAUUUGUUAUUUAUUUGUUAAAAAUGAAUUCAUAUUGUUUGUGCAAGGGGAAGUUACGAAGUUACUAUA
Molecule: messenger RNA, 2715 nt
Organism: Tripterygium wilfordii
Lineage: Eukaryota; Viridiplantae; Streptophyta; Magnoliopsida; Celastrales; Celastraceae
Product: conserved oligomeric Golgi complex subunit 3
Exons: 25
Coding region: 78-2426 (782 amino acids)
Biological process (GO): intra-Golgi vesicle-mediated transport; Golgi organization; intracellular protein transport
Cellular component (GO): membrane; cis-Golgi network; COG complex
Source: RefSeq, a predicted model, not a curated record